Messenger RNA from Punctularia strigosozonata HHB-11173 SS5, 822 nucleotides. RefSeq lists its product as uncharacterized. The coding region runs from base 1 to 822 and encodes 273 amino acids. The transcript has 6 exons. Gene Ontology annotation, cellular component: EMC complex; membrane. The record is from RefSeq and is a predicted model, not a curated record. Lineage: Eukaryota; Fungi; Basidiomycota; Agaricomycetes; Corticiales; Punctulariaceae. Gene Ontology annotation, biological process: protein folding in endoplasmic reticulum.
AUGCCGUCCUCAGCGGUGUCCUUGUACUUGGACCCGCAGAUACGGGACUGGGUCCUUUUCCCCAUCACGGUGGUUAUGAUCCUCGUAGGGAUACUAAGACAUUACGUCGUCUCCCUACUGCAAUCUACACCUAAGAAACUCAGCCGUGCGCAACUGCGCGAGCAACGCGCCCUCACGCGCGCCCAGAUCCUCCGCGCAACGGCGGCCAACUCCCCCAUACCGCCGACGCACUACAAGGCCAUCUCGCAGUCGUUGAUCCAGGCCUUCUCGACCGGCCAGUACCUGAAAGACGGCCCGCCGAAGGAGAACGAGCAGGUGAAGCCGCCGAACCCGUUGACGGACCCGGGCCAGAUGGAGGGCAUGAUGGCCGGGAUGAAGACGCAGAUGGUGAUGAUGGGCCCGCAGAUGGUGCUCAUGGGUUGGAUCAACUUUUUCUUCCAGGGAUUCGUGUUGAUCAAGCUGCCGUUCCCGCUCACGCUUGGCUUCAAGUCGAUGCUUCAACGAGGGAUCGAGACGCAGGACAUGGACGUCCGCUUCGUUUCGUCACUUUCUUGGUAUUUCCUCAACUUCUUUGGCCUGAAUGGCCUUUAUCGACUCAUACUCGGGGGCGACAACGCCGCGGACGCAUCGCGGGAUAUGGCGAUGUCCCCGUUCGCCAACAUGGCAAACCAGCAAGCCGCUCCUGGCCAGCCGCAGGAUUUCAACAAGCUGUUCAAGGCCGAGAAGGACAACCUCGAGUUCUCGGAAGGCGUGUACACAUGGCUGGGCCAGGACGUGGAGGAUCGAGUGUUGAGGAAAUACGGCAGGCUGCCUUCACCCUGA